AUGACAAUCAGAGAAAUGAGUGCUGAGGAGAAAAAGAAGUAUAGAGAUGAGAAAUUGAUGAAAAAUACAGAAAGCUUAGGGAAGCCAAAGAGGAGAAAUGGAGAAAAAUUGAAGAAGAGGAGGAAGAAGAAGAAAGAAAAAAAGCUGAGGCUGAAGCCGAGAAAAAGAAAAAUAACUGAGGUAUUUCAAGUGAGAAGAACAGUCAAAGAAGUUCCAGAGUUUGAGAUCAAAGCAGAUGUUGAAGAAAUCAAAGUUCCAGAAAAGUGUAUGAAUUUUGAUUCUUUGAUCAAGCAAAACAAUGAGUUGCUACACAACAUUAAAAGGUUGAAAGAAUCAUAUGAUACAUUGAACAGAGAAAUGAACAAGUACACCGAAUCGAAUAGUGAACAAGCUGUAGCAAUGAAUACACUCAAAGGAGCUUACAUGAGACAACUUGAUGACGUCAACUUCUACACAGAGAAGUGUGCUGAGCUGGAAUUGAAGAUUUAUCUGAUUGUGGAAAAAUUGAAGACGUUUGAUGAAGAAAAGACUUCGGAAGAAAAGAAGUCCGAGACAGAAGAAGAGGAUGAAGUGGAAAUUUCUGGAAUAAGUGCUGAAAAAGAACAAAAGAGUUCAUUCUGGAGGGAGACAAACAAAGAAUUCCUUGCAAAGAAGCAAGACGACAUGAAGAAAAGCGCUGCCCAGAAAAAGACAGAGACAAGAACAUGUUUUCAAUGCAAAACAAUUGAAAGGGGGAGUCUGAAGGACAAAGUGCCAGAUUCUGAUUCAACAUUCGAGGGAGAGGAGUUUGUUGGUGAUAGAGAUUGUGUAUGGAUGCUUACAAUGGAGAAUUCUUCAAAGAGAAGCACAAAGACUGAUAAAGACUGA
This is a messenger RNA of Helianthus annuus (common sunflower), 867 nucleotides long. RefSeq lists its product as uncharacterized. Lineage: Eukaryota; Viridiplantae; Streptophyta; Magnoliopsida; Asterales; Asteraceae. The record is from RefSeq and is a predicted model, not a curated record. The transcript has 5 exons. The coding region runs from base 1 to 867 and encodes 288 amino acids.